Messenger RNA from Funneliformis geosporum, 1272 nucleotides. The record is from the annotation of a GenBank genome assembly. NCBI's taxonomy places the organism in Eukaryota, Fungi, Glomeromycota, Glomeromycetes, Glomerales, Glomeraceae.
AUGGCUUCAGCUAUAUUUGCGUUAGAUCUUAAAGGAAAAGUCCUUAUAUCGCGAAAUUAUCGUGGUGAUAUACCAAUGUCUGCUGUUGAGAAAUUUAUGCCACUUGUGCUAGAAGCUGAAGAAGAACAACAAGCCCCAACUCCUUGCUUUACGCAUGAAGUGUUGGCUUUAACAAAGAAGAAUUCAAAUGCUACAACUAUUCUUUUAUUCCUUCAUAAAUUAACGGAGGUGUUUACAGAAUAUUUUAAGGAACUUGAAGAGGAAUCAAUUAGGGAUAAUUUUGUAAUUAUUUAUGAACUUUUAGAUGAAAUGAUGGAUUUUGGAUAUCCACAAACAACCGAAACAAAAAUAUUACAAGAGUAUAUAACCCAGGAAUCACAUAAAUUAGAAAUUCAAGUAAGACCACCAAUGGCGGUUACAAAUGCAGUAUCUUGGAGAUCAGAAGGAAUAAAAUAUAAGAAAAAUGAAGUAUUUUUAGAUGUAAUUGAAUCAGUAAAUUUAUUAGUUAAUGCAAAUGGAAAUGUAUUACGUAGUGAAAUACUUGGAGUGAUUAAGAUGAAAUGUUAUUUAAGUGGCAUGCCAGAAUUAAGAUUAGGAUUAAAUGAUAAAGUUAUGUUUGAAAGUACUGGACGUUCUGCUUCAAGAGGAAAAGCUAUUGAAAUGGAAGAUGUUAAAUUUCACCAAUGUGUUAGGUUAUCAAGAUUUGAAAAUGAUCGUACUAUUUCUUUUAUACCCCCUGAUGGUGAAUUUGAAUUAAUGAGUUAUCGAUUGAACACGCAGGUUAAACCCUUGAUUUGGGUUGAAGCUCUUGUAGAAAGUUAUACUGGUUCUAGAAUAGAGUAUAUGAUUAAAGCCAAGGCUCAAUUUAAAAGACGUUCUACAGCCAAUAAUGUUGAAAUACAUGUUCCCGUGCCCGAUGAUGCCGAUUCUCCAAAAUUUAGAAGUAGUAUUGGAUCAGUUCAUUAUGCUCCAGAAAAAUCAUGCCUUGUAUGGAAAAUUAAACAAUUUCAGGGUGGAAAAGAGUUUUUAAUGAGAGCUCAUUUUGGGUUACCUUCCGUUAAAAAUGUUGAUGAUCCCGACAAAAAACCACCUAUCGGAGUAAAAUUUGAAAUACCAUAUUUUACAACUUCAGGUAUUCAAGUACGAUAUUUAAAAAUUGUUGAAAAAAGUGGUUACCAGGCUUUACCUUGGGUUAGAUAUAUUACACAAAAUGGAGAUUAUCAAUUACGUUUACCAGAAAGUAUUAAAAAUAACAAAAUGACUCCUAUUUAA